Oppiella nova is the source of this 2838-nucleotide messenger RNA. NCBI's taxonomy places the organism in Eukaryota, Metazoa, Arthropoda, Arachnida, Sarcoptiformes, Oppiidae. The record is from the annotation of a GenBank genome assembly.
UAAAUGUGAUGUUAUUUCCCAAACGACUUCGUCGUGAGUGUUAUAUUUGUGGAUAAAUACAUGAUUUGGACACAAGAGUAGAUGCAGUGAUCACUGAAUGGAUUCCACCCACUAUUGCAUGCAAUCAGUUGACUGAAGAGAUAAUCCAAUUGAUCCAAGAGAUAAUCCAAUUGUCAUAAUCGAUGGCUUUGUAUACUUCCGAUUGGAAUCCUUUGGGAAAAGAUAUUUAUUACCGAAAGCAUGAGUUGAAUGCCAUGUUUUGGACCAAUGAAGUGAACCUCAAAGACUUCAUCGUGUCUUCGGCUCCAUUCGGGGGUCCAAUAGCUCUGAUUGAGAGAAAGAACUGGAACCGAUUGGCGACGAAUGGUAGCACUGGUCUGAAGCCAAACCAAUUCAAUGUAUUCAUCUUCUCGUCAUUCGGUGAACUCAUAUCAACCAUCAAAUGGACGGGCAGUGAGUUAUCACUGAUCUCGUGGUCUAAUCGCGAGGACCUGCUGUGCAUACAAGACGACGGAAUUGUCUUUGUUUAUGACAUUUACGCCAAUUUGCAGAACACUUUCACUUUGGAUCAAGAGAUACGAGACACCAAAGUCUUGGAGUGCAAGACAUUUAACGGCAUUCACGGCACCGGCAUUGCAGUGCUCACCACUUCCUAUAGAUUUUUUGUAUUAAAUAAUAUAAAUGAACCCAAAAUCAGACGAUUAGCCGAAGUUCCGGGUCUUGUGAAAAGCCCUCAGAGUUGGGCAGUCGUUGCGUCCAGUAAUGAGACCAUUGUUUUGGUGGCCAAAGACAAUGAGUUGUAUUCACUGAAUGCUAAUCACCAGAGCUGUCAGCCCUUGAAUCCAGCCAUCAGUGCGUUUGCGUCGAUCACAGAAAUGAGUGUUUCCUACGAUUCCAGUCAUAUAUCACUUCUGACAGACGCCGGACUUCUAUGGAUUGGGAGAACUGAUAAUGAUUUGCGUAACAAUUACUGCGAGUUUGACACCAAAGCCAAAGCCAAACCGCAGCAACUGUUGUGGUGCGGGAACUCAGCCGUUGUGGGCCUCUGGAAGAACAUCCUCUUAGUGGUGGGUCCUGACAAGGAUUGGCUCAAUUACGUGGUCGACCAACCCGUCCAUAUGGUCCAAGAGAUCGAUGGCAUUCGCAUCAUUGGUAACGAAAUGCACGAAUUCCUCCAGAAAGUGGCGCCAGUAGUGGUCGAGAUAUUCGGAAUCGGAUCCAUAGCUCCCGGCGCUCUACUCCUGGAGGCCAACAAAGAAUUCCUGCGCCACAGCCAUAGGGCUGACGAAUACAUGCGAAUGAUUAGCGAACGAAAUGAGAUCGAGAUGUCUGUCCAACAGUGCAUCGAAGCGGCCGGACAUGAGUUUGGGAUCAGCACUCAGAAGAUGCUGUUGAGAGCCGCCUCUUUCGGCAAAUGCUUUUACCCUCGAAUGCAAUCCAAACCUUUCGUCGAAAUGUGUCAAACAUUACGAAUUCUGAACGCAAUAAGGCAUCACUCGAUUGGCAUACCUUUGAGUUACAAUCAGUUGGAAGUGUUAACAAUGGAAGUACUGAUCGACCGUUUGAUACUAAGGCGUAAAUUUUGUUUAGCCAUUCGUAUCGCGGAGUAUCUGAAGAUGUCUGAUGAAAGCGGUGCCGCACGAGUACUGGGGAACUGGGCUUUCCUUAAAGUGAGGCAGACUUUCAUAGACGACGAGCGCAUAGCAUACGAUAUCUUUAAUAAAUUGGGCUAUGGAUCAGGUGUUCCCUAUUCAGAGAUCGCCAACAAAGCCAUUGAGUGCGGCAGAACACAACUGGCCAUCAAACUACUGGACCACGAGCUGAGGUCGAGCCAACAGGUGCCUCUCCUUCUUAAGCUCAAACAACACAGACUCGCACUCCAGAGGGCUAUAGAGAGCGGCGACACGAAUCUGAUCCAUACAGUGAUCAUCCGAUUGCGUGAAGUGCUGUCCGCCGGAGAGUUCUUAAUGACAAUCAGAGACUAUCCGAUCGCAUAUUCUCUCUACCAAAAGUAUUGUAGAGAAGAAGAGCCCGAAAAGCUAACAGACCUCUACUAUCAAGAGGACGACUUCGUCUCUGAGGCCAACUCAUGGCUCAGUCGUAGUCUAAACGCUCAGAAUUUGACACAAAAACAAAGUUAUUUACAGUCAGCCUAUGAUUCAUAUAAAAAGGCCAGAAAUGAGUUCAAUUCGUCGAUAAUUGACGAGAAUUUACGUUUAAUUAAAUAUCAAAUCAAAUUAGAGGAGAAAUUUCAUCGACAAUAUCUUAAUCUCUCUUUACAUCAAACCAUUAAACAACUGAUUAUCGAUAAGGAGUAUAAAUUGAGUGAAGAGCUCAAGAAGGAGUUCAAAGUAGGAGAUCGUAGGUAUUGGUGGCUAAAGAUGACUAUUUUGGCCGAAAUGUCUGAAUUUCUCGAAUUGGAAAAGUUUAGCAAAAGUAAAAAGUCUCCCAUCGGUUAUGAACCAUUUGUUGACAUUUGUCUCAAACAUCGCAAUCGAUACGAAGCCCAGAAAUAUUUACUCCGAGUCAGUGACGACAAUAAAAUCAAAUAUUACGUCCGAUGCGGUUUACUAGAAGACGCGGCAAAGUUUGCAUACGAGUCCAAAGAUGUGGAGGCAUUGGACUACGUGUGCAGUAAGUGCGGGCCAACCAACCGAAUGCUGGCCGAGAAAAUCAAUACAAUGAAGAGUCAACUCAGGAGUAAAUAGAAGUACAGCUCAUUGAUGACCAAAAAUUAUUAUUUAAAUCAAUGUUUUAUUUUUAAAAUUAGUAGUUACAUUAAAAACUUAAAUUACAUAAAACCGUAAAAUUAAUUAAAAUUUUUCAACUGAGAAUGAA